Pseudogymnoascus verrucosus is the source of this 3529-nucleotide messenger RNA. RefSeq lists its product as uncharacterized. The coding region runs from base 134 to 3268 and encodes 1044 amino acids. The transcript has 4 exons. Gene Ontology annotation, cellular component: cytosol; nuclear envelope. Gene Ontology annotation, molecular function: small GTPase binding. NCBI's taxonomy places the organism in Eukaryota, Fungi, Ascomycota, Leotiomycetes, Thelebolales, Thelebolaceae. Gene Ontology annotation, biological process: protein import into nucleus. The record is from RefSeq and is a predicted model, not a curated record.
UCCCAAACUCACCUCACCGUCUGCCCAUAAAACUCCCCCUCCUCCCACAACCGCCCCCCCCCGCAACAAACGAACGAUAUCCCCGAUUCAUGGGCCCGUAGAAUUCACCACCACAGCACUUCAACCUCCUACCAUGUCGAAUCUCGAAGAGCAGCUCCUACAUCUCCUGGCGGAAGCGCAGAGCUCCGCCUUGGCACCCCGCCAACAGGCAGAGGCGCACCUGCAGGCGCUGCAUAGCAACGAGGCGUUCCCGACCGGCUUGGCUGCCAUUGCAGCGCAUACCAGUUUGCCGAUUAGCACGCGGCAGGCGGCGCUGACCACGCUGAGAUUGUUCGUGGAGAAGAAUUGGAGCGGAGAAGAUGACGAGACUGAGGGGCCUACGGUUGUUAUCUCGGAUGAGGUUAAGACUGUGUUGAGGUCGAGGCUGUUAGAGCUUGCCACAGGUGGAGACGAUGAGAGGAGGGUGAGAGGUGCGGCAAGUUACGUCGUGAGCAAAAUUGCUAGUGUGGACUUCCCAGAUCAAUGGCCGACCUUGUUACCUACGCUUCUACAAAUUAUCCCCACCGCUUCUGAUGCACAGCUCCACGGCGCCUUGAAGGUGCUCGCGGACCUUGUCGACGACAGCUUAAACGAAGACCAAUUCUUCGCGGUGGCACGAGAUGUUAUGGGCACAGUCUACAGCGUUGCCAUAGAUGAUAACAGGAAGAUGACUCUGCGAGCUUUGGCCGUGGGGGUGUUCCGUGGAUGCUUCGAUAUCAUGGACAUGGUGAAGGACGAGCACGGAACUGAGGUCAAGGCUUUUGCGGAUGAGGUCUUACAAUCGUGGUCUCCAUUCUUCCUGCAAGUAAUGAAGCUACAAUUCCCAGCACGAAGCCAAGUGGCUGGCGAAGAAGGUCUGGACCGGGAACCCGAGAGCUGGCGUGGGGUUGUUGCCCUGAAGCUCCAGGUUGUCAAGACGCUUAUGAAGAUUCGACAAGUAUUUGCCCAGCUGCUACUGCCGCAAAGUCCAGUUUUAUUCACGGCUACUUGGGAAGAGCUUUCCUCGCUACAGGAUGCGUUCAAAGACUUGUACAUCGACCACGACGAUCAGGGACGGUUGGAGGAUGCGGACGGUCUCCCGUAUACUUUGGACUUUUUGGUCUUGGAGGAGCUUGACUUCUUACAGUCAUGCUUGCGGGCUCCACCUGUCCGCGAAGAAUUGGAGACGGCACUCCAAAAUUGCGGUGGUAUCUCAAAUACCCCAUGGGUUGUGGAUGUGAUGAAACUUGCCGUUGCAUAUGCACAGAUUCCCUCAGAAGAAGAAGGUCUUUGGGACAUCGAUGUCAACCUCUUCCUUGCGGAAGAAACAUCAGUUACUGCUAACUAUACAGCUCGCACUGCCUGUGGAGAUUUGCUCAUCAAGCUGGGCGAGUGGCUGCACCAGGGUGCUUUCGAGGGUCUAUUGACUUACACGAGAGUUCUAUUUGCAAGCCCUGACGCUACGUGGAGGACAAGAGAGGCUUCGCUGUACCUCCUCACUCAACUACUGAACGACUUUCUUGAUAUUGAUAAGCGCAUUCACGCGGAGACAGCAGCGUCAUACCUUGAAUUUAUCGAGUACGCCGUCAACCGCGAAGACGAGCCCCUGCUUCGCGCAAGAGGGUACAUCGUUGCUGGGGUUCUCGUUCAAAGCAUUUCAGGCAAUGCAUUCCCAACUGUGGCGCUCCUUGACCGUACCAUCAAGGCUAUACACGAGGAUGAGUCCGAAGUUGUAAAGGUUGCUUGCAUCAAGGCCAUCCAGGGCUUUAUCAAAGCUCCCGAAGGAAUCCCCUCUGACCGUCAAAUCCCAAUUGCCGUUGCCAUUUCCGAGUUCCUGAAUGCGAAGGAUUUGACUGAAUUGGAGGAUUCGGAUGACUUAUUGGUCACCCUUGUUGAGUCGCUUCGUGCAGCAACACAGCUCGACUACUCCAUCGCCAUUGCUCCCGGAAGUGGAGUCAUUGACCUGCUGUUCUUAAUGGCGAAGCAUGGUGCGGCGAGCUUCCAACUUACUGUGUUGGUUAACGAAACUUUUGAGGACAUCGUGCAGUCGCUGUCUUCACAGGGCGCAGAGGGAUAUAUCGCGCUUUGCGAGAAGGUGAUGCCUUCCUUAACAGGAGCGUUGGAUGUUGGAAGCGUGACAGAGGAUAAUCCUCUUACGACUCUUGCAUGCGAGUUGAUCGCCGUCUUGACGGAGAACGGCUCCGAGCCACUACCACCCGGAUUCGUUGCCGCAGUCAUGCCAAAGCUUAGCCGCCUCUUGUUGAGCACCGUCGAAGGAGAGAUCCUCCGCCCUGGCUCCGAGGCUCUUAAGUUCAUUAUAAUGCAUGAUCCGCAGCAGCUAUUUGAGUGGCAUGAUGAAGCUGGGCGCUCCGGAUUGGAGGUUUGCCUCAUCAUCAUUGAUCGCCUGCUUGGCCCUACUAUGGAGGACAACGCGGCCUCGGAGGUUGGAGGAGUUGCUGCGGAGCUUGUUGAGAAGGCGGGACAGGAGCGUCUUGGUCCGUUCUUGCCUCAGCUCCUUCAAGCAGUUGCCUCGCGUCUGGCAACUGCUGAGGCAGCGCCCUUUAUCCAGUCUCUCAUUCUCGUCUUUGCUCGUUUGUCCGUUGUUGGUGCAGGUGAUGUUGUUGAGUUCCUGAACCAGAUCGAGAUUGGAGGACAGAGCGGACUGCAGGUUGUUCUGAGCAAGUGGUUGGAACACUCCAUCAGCUUUGCCGGAUACGAUGAGAUCAGACAAAAUGUCAUCGCCCUCUCCAAGCUCUACAGCCUGAACGACACCCGCGUCGCACAGACCAUGGUAAAGGGCGACCUAAUCGUCCCAACCAGCGACAGGAUCAUGACCCGCUCCCGCGCCAAGAACAAUCCUGACCAGUACACCAUAGUACCCGCCCCACUGAAGAUCGUCAAGGUUCUCAUCGAAGAGCUCCUCUCAGCCUCUGGCGUCCAGAACGCCGUUACCGCCCUCGCCGCCGCAGACUUCGCGGACGAAGAGGACGACGAUGGAUGGGAGGAUCUGCCUUCCAUCCUGGAUCUCGGCUCGGGUGCCGCCAAGGCGGAUUUGAUGGCCUACGCUGAGGGACUGGGUGGAAGCUUCAUGCGCCAGCGCGACGACGAGACGCAGGCCUACCUUACAGACUUCUUUGUGCGUGCGUCGACAGAGAAUAUUGCCGGGUUCAACGAGCUCUACGCGCAGUUGACGGAUGAGGAGAAGGCGAAGCUGGAGGAGCUUGCGAAGGGAGCGCAGGCGGCACAGUAGAUGCGUGGGCGCGACAAAAGUGGGGUGCAUAUAGGUCUAUAAGGUGGAAUGGUUCGGGCCGUUGAGGCUGUAGAUAGAUAGAUACAGAUACCAGGUACGGUGGAGGCCAAAGAGUUGGAGCUGUUUUCGCUUCGUUUCAGAAAAGCAUAGCGAGGUUCGAUUUGGCCAUUGCAAGAGCUGCGUGGUGGGGUUAAUGAUUAUGAGAGUUUGGUAGAAUCAUGACUUUAUUUUGGUGAUAUGAGAGAUCAUUUAUGAUUUUGA